UGACAAGAAAACAAAGUUUAUAAAAAAUAAAAUCAAACACAAAACUUGCUUUUGCAUGUAUAUGACUCUGAGUCUGUGAUUUAACCCUCAAGGCCCGGUAACGGCAACAAAUAAUAUAAACAAAUGUGAGAGGUGAAGUCACAAGACGACGACGCCAGCAGCACUCAAGAAUUUGCCGUCGUCGACCAGGCAAUUAUGGGUACAAAAGAAUCCAAACACGCUUGCAUCAGUUAUGAGGAGGCAGUCAAACGUGUUAGCGACGCCGAGCUGCGGCGCCUGAAAGAUGCCUUCAAGAAGUCAGCUGGCGUGGGUCGAAUCAAUCUCAGUCGCAAUGCAUUCCAGCAGGAUGUGCUGUGCGAGGGUGUGCCGCCGAAGAUCACGGACAUGUUGUAUGUCGCCUGUGGUGGCACACAGCGCGGCAUAUCCUUCAAGGACCUGCUAUGCGGCCUGGUGCUGAUUACACGCGGCACCCAGGAGGAGAAAACCAAAUUUCUGUGGAACUUGUACAGCACUGAUACUGGCUACAUCAUUAAAUCGGACUAUGUGCGGAAUGUGAGCUUGGCGCCGUUCGAAAGCGUCUCUCUGUUUGCUCAGGGCGAUCGGGUGAACUUUGAGCAGUUCCAAGACUGGAUAGUCCAGCAUCGCAAUGCAACAGUGCUGUCCAGGUGGCUACUGGCUGAUAAUUGUGUCAGCCUCACCUCCGAACUGGAGACGCCCACCUUCUAUCAGAGCUUGGCCGGUGUUACGCAUCUUGAGGAGAAGGAUAUUGGCGACUUGGAGAAGGAGUUCUGGCGCUUGAAGAACACCUCACAGAACGGCCAAAUCGACUUACAAUUUCUGGGGCCGCUCAUUAGUCCACCCAUACCAAAGAAUGCGCUGGCCGGUCUCUUCAAUGCCUUCGACGAGAACCGUGACGGUCACAUCGACUUCAAGGAGCUUUGCUGUGGCGUCAGCGCCGCCUGUCGCGGACCCGGCGUAGAACGGACGCGCUUCUGCUUUAAGAUCUUUGACGUGGAUCGAGACGGGGUGCUGAGUCACGAGGAGACGCUACAGAUGAUCAAUGUGCUGCUCUUUGUUGCCAAAGAGAAUCGCGAUGCGCAACAGUAUAAGGAUCUGACGAAGCAGCAUGUAAUCAGCGAUCUGCUGGAGUUCGCACAGCGUAAGAGUCCCGACGGUGUGCCGAGCACCCUGACCCGGGACAAUGUCUCACUGACGGCAGAGGAUUUCAUGCUGUGGAAUGUGCAGUGUGGCCUGAGACUGAUGCAGCCACUGUUGGACCUCAUUUUCGAGCUGUGUCACAUUGUGUUCGGACUGUGGCCGCAAUGCAAGCACAUGGAGUUUGACAUUGUGCGCGGCUGGUUGCAGCGCGAGGAACGACGUCCGCAUCGUGUUGGGCAGUUCUGGUAUCUAAUCUCGCGCGACUGGUGGCUGAACUGGAUGCAGUAUACCCAGCACACGGCACAUACUUGCGACUACUGCAAGCGCACCGCCAGUCAGCGCAGCGCCGUCGACGAGGCGCUCGUUUGUGAUGAGAGCUUCAACACGCACAGCCUGGAGCAACACGACAGCUAUUCGCUGGGCUCGGUGUCCGGCAGCAGCGGCAUCUCUGCCGGCCGGCAUUGCGGCCAACAGCGUCCGAGCCCCAUCGACAAUAGCAAUCUGAUAACCCCAAAUCCCUAUCGCAAUGUACGCACUCUCACCGGCGAGGGCGGUCAUCUGAAGCGCGACACGCCCCUCGUCCAGAAUCACGACUUUGAGCUGGUGCCCAAGUCGCUGUGGAAGGCGCUUAAUCGUUGGUAUGGCGACAAUCUGCCGCUGCCACGUCAGGUUAUCCAGCCACCCAACUCGGAGGUGGAACUGGAGCUGUAUCCGCUAAAUCUGCGCAUACUGCUGCAUCAGCUGCAGACUGCCUCGACUGGCAGUGGCGCCGCCAGCACCCAAAUCACCAGCUGGGGCUCAACGGUCAGCGCCGGCUACGGCGUUCUGGCAUCGGGCGGUGGCUAUGCGGCCAUUGCGGCGAGCAGUGUUCUACAGGCGCCCAAGCGUUAUCUGGCCUACACGGCUGCGUUCAGUCGGCUGGCCACGGUGCGUCAGGUGGGAGAGUUUCUGUGCGACCAGUUGCGCCUGAAACCCGAGGAUAUACGACUGUGGCAUGUGCCGCCGUCGAGCGCAACGCUAGAUAAUAGUGCCAUACUGUUGGAGGAGGACACCAUGUGCCUUAAGGAGCUGUUGAUACGCGACAACGAUCAGCUGCUGCUCGAGAUACGCAACAAGGAUCUGACGUGGCCAGAGGAGCUCAGCUCGCUUGCCAGCACGCAAAGUGGCCAAGCGGGUGUCGCUUGUCCUGGCGAUCGGCGUCGCAUGACGCGCACCUCCAUCAUGUCGGUGCAUGCGCCAGGAGCCACUGGUCUGCAUAAUUUGGGCAAUACUUGUUUCAUGAAUGCGGCACUACAAGUGCUGUUCAACACACAGCCGCUGGCGCAAUACUUUCACCGUCAGAUGCAUCGCUUCGAGUUGAAUGCGGCUAAUAAGCUGGGAACGCGUGGCCAGCUGGCCAUGCGCUAUUCGGAGCUACUCAAGGAGGUGUGGACGGCCACGACACGUUCUGUGGCGCCGCUAAAACUGCGCUUCUGCGUCAAUAAACAUGCCCCACAGUUUUCUGGCGGUGGCCAGCACGACUCGCAGGAGCUGCUCGAGUGGCUGCUCGACGCGCUGCACGAGGACCUCAAUCGGGUAAUGGAGAAGCCGUACAGCGAACUCAAGGACUCCAAUGGACGGCCCGACAAGAUUGUUGCCGCCGAGGCCUGGUCACAGCAUCAUGCACGCAAUCAAUCGAUUAUCAUAGAUCUGUUCUAUGGCCAGCUUAAGUCAAAGGUCAGCUGCCUCUCCUGUGGACACGAAUCGGUGCGUUUCGAUCCAUUCAGUUUGCUCAGCUUACCACUACCUGUGGAGAACUAUGUGUAUCUGGAGGUGCUGGUAAUUCUACUGGACGGCAGUGUGCCAAUCAAGUACGGCCUGCGUUUGAACUCUGAAUGCAAGUACGCGGAUCUGAAGCAUAAGCUGGCCACGCUGUGUCCGCUGCAGCCGAGUCUGAUGCUCGUCUGUGAGCUGUGGAAUUCACAGAUACGACAGGUGCUCGCCGACGAGGAUAAGCUGCGAACGCAGAGCGCCAAGGAGCUGUAUGUGUAUCAGCUGCCUGAACAAACCAGUGCCAGGACGCGCUCAAAUUCAGCGCUCAGCAUGCACAUCGAGCAGGGACUCAAGGACAUACAGCGCAGCUCUGCGCUGAUCACCACACAGGAUUCGCUGUCAUCGCUUAGCACGCUGCCGACCUCAAAUCAAACUACUGCGUCGCGCGUCAUCUGCAAUGGCCAUGUCGUCACUGAUGGCCAGGAGUUGGCAAUCGAUGCUGACCAUGAGAUAUCCAAAUACAGCAGCAACAACAAUAGCAACAGCAACCGGAACAAUAACAGCUCCAGUCAAGUGCACGAGCUGCAGCCAGAUGAUGCCGGAAAGGUAAGCCGGUGCUUUGGAAAGAGAGAGUGCAUGCCCCACAGUCUUUUUUGCUUCAAGGAGUCGCUGAUCCUAAGCUGCAGUCCGGAAAAUAGCUUUAUGCACGAUCCGGUUACCCAACAGAAGCGCGUCUCAUCGACCAAGCUACUCCACACGGAGAGCAACACCAGCUCGUAUACGAAUCACUCCGGUGAGAAUUCCAUGGAGAGCUCGCUGACGGAACCAAUGCCGGUGGCCGAAUUGGCUGCCAGUCGACAUGGUAGCAACAGUGAUGAUGGUGCCUCCAACGAACACUCCAGUGGCAUGAGCACAGCUCACACACUGGGCAUCAAUAGCUUUGAUCGUGACGUAGAUGAUGAUGAUGACGAUGCCGAUGCUGAUGCGGAUGGCGAUGAGCAGGGCGAUGGCGAAGAGGAGCCGGAUCAGCAAAUAACCACCUCGCAGCCGGAAAGCUCGAGUGGCAAUCAAACUAGCAGUGGCGUCUACUCGCGCCGCUCCUCGCAGCCCUACAAAGUGGGCAAAUACCUAGUUGCAGUGCAUCGCAAGAUCACGCGCCACGACAGCUACUUCCUUUCGUAUCACAAAACACGGCCCAGCCUGUUUGGUGUGCCCCUGCUGAUACCCAACUGCGAUGGCGGCACACACAAGGAUUUGUACUGUGCCGUCUGGCUGCAAGUCAGCCGAGUGCUGAGUCCCCUGCCAGCCACCACCGAACAGGCAAAUCAUGCUGCCGACUGUGAUGACAGUCUGGGCUAUGAUUUUCCCUUCACGCUGCGCGCCGUCAAAGCGGACGGACUCACCUGCGCCAUUUGUCCGUGGUCGAGUUUCUGUCGCGGCUGUGAAAUACGCUGCAAUAAUGACUAUGUGCUUCAGGGCGCCCUGCCGCCCAUCAACUCAGUGGCUGGCAGUAACACAACCACGCCCUUUACGAAUGUGAAAUGCCCAUCGCUACCAAAUCUGGAGGCCAAACGAUCACCAGAGUAUACCACAUCGCUAUCCUAUACCCCGACAACAAAAUAUUUUGAAGACUUUACCAUUGCCAUCGAUUGGGACCCAACCGCAUUACAUUUGCGUUAUCAAAGCACUUUGGAGCGACUCUGGGUUGAUCACGAGACGAUUGCCAUAUGUCGGCGGGAGCAGGUGGAGCCCGUUGAUCUGAAUCAUUGCCUGCGCGCCUUUACCUCCGAGGAGAAGUUGGAGCAGUGGUAUCACUGCAGCCACUGCAAGGGCAAGAAGCCAGCUACGAAAAAGCUUCAAAUAUGGAAAUUGCCACCGAUUUUGAUUGUCCAUUUGAAGCGUUUCAAUUGCGUCAACGGUAAAUGGGUGAAAUCACAGAAAGUGGUGCACUUCCCCUUCGACGACUUUGAUCCCACACCCUAUUUGGCCUCAGUGCCACAAGAGACGAUACUGCGGCACAAGGAGCUGCUAGAGAUGAAGAGGGAUUUCAUCAGCGCCAGCAACGAAGUUGUCAGCGAAUUAGAUGAGGUCGAUGCCAGCGACAAAACAACAGCAGAAGCGGCACCACCGCCAAAAGCCGUGGAUAGCGAAAAGGUACCCCCAGCAAAGGAGUCACCGCUGGUCGCUAGCAGCAUGCUGCGUCAAACUAAAUCGAGCAAUGCAGCCAGACGACAGCGCCUCAUCUCCACAAGCCUCACAAAAACACCCAUUGUGGAUGGGGAGUUCGAAGACUAUCAUCAGCAUAAGCUCAAAGCGGGUGUUGACGAGUUUGAUCCCAGAUACAAGCUAUAUGCCGUGGUGUCCCACUCCGGCAUGUUGAAUGGCGGUCAUUACAUUUCCUAUGCAGCAAACACAACUGGUUCCUGGUAUUGUUACAACGAUAGCUCCUGUCGCGAGAUAUCACAAAAGCCAAACAUUGAUCCGAGCGCUGCCUAUUUGCUAUUCUACGAGCGUCAGGGUCUCGACUAUGAGCCCUACUUGCCCAACAUCGAGGGACGUGCGCUGCCAAAUGCCACCCAACAGCUGGAUGUGGACGAAACGGAGGGGGAGCUAAAGAAAUUGUGCACCAUAUCGUAAUAUUGUACUUGGGUUGUUGCAUACUGCAGCAGCUAUGCGUGCUAAAAGCUAUGAUGGCUUCUUGAAUCGCUUGAGCGUGUUUAUUUAUAUAUAUUUAAAUAUAUAUAAAUAUAUAUUUAUAAGU
This is a messenger RNA of Drosophila grimshawi, 5671 nucleotides long. It is a transcript of the gene Usp32, whose product is annotated as ubiquitin carboxyl-terminal hydrolase 32. The record is from RefSeq and is a predicted model, not a curated record. Gene Ontology annotation, molecular function: calcium ion binding; cysteine-type deubiquitinase activity. The coding region runs from base 196 to 5547 and encodes 1783 amino acids. The transcript is spliced from 14 exons. Gene Ontology annotation, cellular component: Golgi apparatus. Gene Ontology annotation, biological process: protein deubiquitination. NCBI's taxonomy places the organism in Eukaryota, Metazoa, Arthropoda, Insecta, Diptera, Drosophilidae.